This is a messenger RNA of Ostertagia ostertagi, 473 nucleotides long. NCBI's taxonomy places the organism in Eukaryota, Metazoa, Nematoda, Chromadorea, Rhabditida, Trichostrongylidae. The record is from the annotation of a GenBank genome assembly.
AUGGCUUAUGUGCUCGCUAAACAAAAGCCAAACUGGGAACCGGGAACGAAAAGCGGAUACCAUGCCAUCACUUUCGGGUGGAUUGUUGACCAAAUUGUGCGACGAGCCGAUCCCAAGGGCAGAUCAGUGGGACGUUUCUUCAAGGAGGAAGUAGCCGACAAAUACGGAAUCGAUUUUCAUAUUGGACUUCCAAGUUCUGAAGAGCAUACGGUGUCAAGGCUUUCUAUGCCGUCUACGGCUCAUCUCCUGAAAGAGAUUGUUCAUGAUCCAAGAGUCCUAAUUGUUCUCGGCAUCCUCCAUCUCCGACCUCCAACUUCAAUCGCAAGAAAAGUUCGUGAAAAUCCCUCAAUGGUUCAAAUUGGAGCAGGAUGUGAAUACAUUCAACGAUCCAGAGCUUCACAGGUAUGGAACAAGUCGCAGCUCUUGGAAUCACUAAAGCUCGAGAUAUGGCGCGACUCUUCUCACUUAUGCUC